This is a messenger RNA of Anarrhichthys ocellatus (wolf-eel), 5445 nucleotides long. RefSeq names its product round spermatid basic protein 1 (gene rsbn1). Gene Ontology annotation, cellular component: nucleus. Bases 69 to 2441 code for a protein of 790 amino acids. Lineage: Eukaryota; Metazoa; Chordata; Actinopteri; Perciformes; Anarhichadidae. The record is from RefSeq and is a predicted model, not a curated record. The transcript is spliced from 7 exons.
CUACACAUUUUUCGGACACCUGCGCAGUAGAAUUAGCGAGCCCCUUUAAAUGUAGCCUACGUGCAAAGAUGGCAGCUCAAGUAGACUUGCUCCGGGCCAAAGUAGAAGAAGAGAAGGUGAGGGACAGGCUUGAUAGAUUCAUCAGAGAGAAGAAGAAGAAGAAGAAAAGGGACGCGUCGCCGUCAGCUGACAAACGGGAGAAGUCUGCGAAAGAAGAGAAGAAAGUGAAGCUCCAUCACCACCAUCACAACCACCAGCACGGUGAGCACCGGACCUACCAGCCGCACCAGCUGCAGCAGAGUCCGAAACCACACAACUUCAGCGCAGAUAAACAUGUCCCGCACAUCCAUCCGCAAAGCCACCACCACCACCAUCCGUGCCACAACCGCGGUCUUACCAAUGGCACAAAAAACCUGCAGCCGACUCUGCCGCCGCCUCCUCCUCCUCCUCAGCCGCGGAAGGCACCAGAGCAGCUGCAGAAGAGGAAGAAGAAGAAGAAGAAGAAGAAGCAAGCGGUGCUCUCUGAGCCACCUGCGCUCUUCACGUUCACGCCUCUCAAAGUGGUCAAGGCCAAGCCCCAGGAUUUCAAAGAAAAGCAUCGGGAUAAAGACCUGAAGCUGAAGAAGGAGAAUACCGAGGCAAAUGUGAAACACGCGGAACUCAAGAAAAAGAAGGAGCCAAGGCCCCACAACGGGAAUGUCAAGUCUCUGACACUGGAGGAAUACCUCCUGAAGAAGAGAAAGAAGAAGAAGAAGCACCGCGAGGAUGAGCACGGUGCCAAAAAGGUCCGGUUCAUGCACAACAAAGCGGUUCAGACUGUGGGGCUUGGGGCAGACCUCACUCUGCCCGUUCGCCCUGACCCGCCUCUGCCAGGCACCAGGAAGCAUGAAAGCAGAGACACCGUGGACAACCACCAACCCUACCUCCGUGCCCUCAAGCUCGGACACGUCCCCUUCCUCUCCCACCAAGACCACUACAUCCGCAGCUCCUGCCUGCAGACGGGCACCUGGUGCGGACGCUUCAUGCACGAGGAAAGGCAAGCCAAUGGCGGGGGAUCAGUUCUGCAUGCGUAUGCUGAUGAGAUCGCUGGUCUCAGCCCGGCUGAGAUGGAGUGCUUUUCACAGGAGUUUCUGGAGUUGGCCUUUGCUGAGACACCCAGAGGUGCAGCCUCGUAUGCCUUGGCAGUGGUGCACAGUGCAGCCGCCUCCCUACCUGACUUCCUGGACUACUUUGCCUUCAACUUCCCCAACACGCCGGUCAAAAUGGAGAUACUGGGCAAGAAAGACAUUGAGACCACCACUAUUGCCAACUUUCACUCUCAGGUGAGCCGGACUUACUGCUCAGGAACAUACCGGUCUGGACCCAUGAGGCAGAUCAGCUUGGUGGGAGCUGUAGACGAGGAAGUUGGAGACUAUUUCCCAGAGUUCCUUGACAUGCUGGAGGAGUCGCCCUUUCUCAAGAUGACCCUCCCGUGGGGAAGCCUCUCCAGUCUGAAGCUGGACUGUCGCUCUCAAAGUGACGAUGGGCCCAUCAUGUGGGUGCGACCAGGAGAACAAAUGGUGCCCACUGCCGACAUGCCCAAGUCUCCGUUCAAAAGACGCAGGUCCAUGAAUGAGAUCAAAAAUCUGCACUACCUGCCGAGGGCCAGUGAACCCAGAGAGGUUCUGUUUGAGGACCGGACUAAGGCCCAUGCUGACCAUGUAGGCCAGAGCUUUGACUGGCAGAGCACUGCUGCUGUGGGGGUUCUGAAAGCUGUGCAGUUUGGAGGAUGGAAUAACCAACCUCGAAUAACCAAAGACGUGGUGUGUUUCCAAGCUGGGGACUUCAAUGAAGUUGUCCACAGGCUGCAGCUGGAUCUGUAUGAGCCCCCAGUGUCUCAGUGUGUCCAGUGGGUAGACGAUGCCAAGCUCAACCAGCUGAGGAGGGAGGGCAUCCGCUACGUCCGUGUCCAGCUCUGUGACGACGACAUUUACUUCAUCCCAAGGAAUGUCAUCCACCAGUUUAAGACCGUGUCUGCAGUCUGCAGCCUGGCGUGGCACAUCCGCCUCAAACAGUACCAUCCAGAGGGCAAGGGCAAGGAGGAGGAGAGGCGGCCCAAUGAUCUCAGCUCCACCUUUGGGCGAUUCUCUUUUGCCUCCCCUGCCAGGCCUGACGCCACCGUAGCCCCCUGUGCACGGCCACAGGCGGACAACAUUCAAGGUGGCGUGGCCAAGACUGAAGAACUAGAGUUCCAGAGGCCGGCAACACCUCCCCGGGAGCCUCAGCCAGCCCCUCCACAGCCCACCAAAUCUGCUCACGUGCCCCCAACAUACCGAGAUCCCCACCUUUUCUCGAAAAAAGUCCACCCUGGUUGUACACCUUCAAAAGGGCCCAUCCAGCUCUCGUCCACACAACAGCGUUCCCUAAAUGACCCCACAAUCUCUCUCUUCCCACCGGGGUAAGAGUGAACCUGAAAGAAGCGUUGACUAAAUCUGACGCCUGCGUCAAUCAGGAAGCCUUUAAAUUAUUCUUCACACUCUUUUCUGUAUCCUUAAAUGUUCAUGAAAUGUUCCAAUAUGUUUUUCAGCCAAAGGGAUUCGAUGGGACUGUGUAACAUUUUUAGCACUUAAACUGGAACGCUCUACUGUCUCAUUCAAGCUGUGUGUAUCAUGUAAAGAAACUGUUCUUUACAUGAACAACUAUGAGUUGCCAACUCUUACUGUGCGACGUUUAAUCUAUGUUGAAGGCGCCGCUGUUUCUUCUUUUCAGAGAAUUACUUCAUCGAAGCUGGAAAGUCUGCGGCAGGUGGAGUCGUUGUUUACAUAUAUACGAUAUGAUUACUCUCGACGCAUGAUAUCGUCAUGAUACUGUUUUAUUCAUUUCAGUGACAAAGUGCAUAUAGACUGACCUUACCCAGAAGGUACGUGUAGUUUCAGAGAUUGAGGAUGUUGUCUGUAAAGCUGGGCCUUUGCCAUUUGAAUCAAAAGCUCGCCACACUUUUGAUUUCCUGGAUUGGUUACAGCCAGUAAACAAAGGAAAAUCUGAAUGAGUCUUUGGUUUCAAAUGUCUCUUUUAAAUAAAAGAAGAUACAUUUUUCUUUGAGUUGAGAAUUAUAAUUAUCCAAUUCAUCUUCUAGCACUUACCACUUUUUUUUUUUUCUUAAGUAGCGGUUUGGGCAAUUUCUUUAUUUAAAAAAACAUUUUAUACAAUGCCCCAUUUUCUUACUGUUGCUACUAUUUAAGAUAUUUCAUUAUAUGAACACAGGUGAAUAACCAGUGCUGGAUAUUUAAGAUUAUUAUCUAAGUAUAGGAGCACCUCUAAAUGAUUGCACUUAGCAAUAAUUGUCUGAAUUGUUUCUUCAGGUGUGGAGUAUGUCAUCAGAAUUUGGUAUGUAUAUAUUAUGUUGUUGUUGUUAUAGCUGGGAACAUGGGGAUUCAUUUGAUAUAAAUUCACUCUCACCUUUUAGUUUUGAGCUGGUUUUGUCACGCGGGUGAUGAGGACCAUUGUAGAGGGUUCCUGUGGUAGGGUUCGAGUGUUAUUGUGGGGAUUUAUAUUGUGAAUGCCUGUUUUUUUCUUAUAGGUGGAAAUAAUGAGUCCUGUAUCAAAAUGAUCAAAGACUGAACUGUCCUAAAAAUAACGUUAAACAUUGUCACCCAAAGUUUCUGAUCAGAUUCACAGUUCAUCUGAACCUCCGAGUCCUUUUAUCUACUAUACAGGAAGUGAUGUUGUGAUACUGCCUGUGCUCUACCACUGGCUAUGUUUUAGUGCCUUGUACUGUGUAUGCUUUGCCUCAGCUAAAACUGUGAGGGUUAUUUAUUGAUGCCGUAGUGCAUCUUGUUUAGUUUUUUUAUUUAUUACAAAUAUUGCUCACGUGAUGCUUUUUAUCUGAACGUUACCUGAGAGAUACAAUUACUAAGUCAUAGUGUCAUGCCUACGAGAUCCUGUUCAGUUAUUGUUUUAGUUUGUCAGAAAUAUGUUUGUCUUACUAGCUCAAUGUAGGAAUAAGUUACGAUACCUUUGUACCUGUUGUGGCGCUGUGUUCUAGCACCAGUGAUUGAUGUUGUUGAUGUUUGUACUGAGGCAUUUUGAAUCAGUGUUGUCAGUUUCCUGGGUGAUCAGUUACAGACAGUAGAGAAAACACAAUAAGAGUGCAGAGACUUUCUAUAUUUUUAAUAAAUAAUUUUGUGUGUAACCAGUGUGUAUAACACUGUUUAACUGUACAGGUACAUCAUAUGCAUAGUCGGUAUACAUCACAUUCACUGUACCUUUUGACAAGUUGACAAUCCUUUAAAAUUAAUUUAUAAACUAAAGAUGGACGUGUUAAUUAUGGCAGAAAAACUAAAUGACACGCAUUGUACACUGAAUGAUGUUUAGUUUUUUGUCUUUAUAAUAGAAAAAGUGAUGAAGUAGAUGCAAAGUCAUACCGGUUUUCACAUUUCAUUCCAAAAGCACAAAUGCACACACAUAACGAAAUAUGUUUUAGUAUAACAGCGUUGCUUUAAGCAUUAAAACAAGAAGUGUCAAACUUCUCACUGCAGACUGCCCAAGCAAAUUAUUCUAUCGCCUGAGUUUUUGAGUCAACAUUAAAGUCAUCGUUUGCUGUCCGUGUUGUUCAGUGAGCGAUGCUCACAGAUUAAAAAUCAACCUUAGUUGACAUCCUGUACAAAGUGCAUCAGAGCUGGUAACGAGGUACUUCCUGUUCUCUGCUGCUGAGGGUGCUACUGUGCUGUGCGAGAGAAGAGAAGUGCGUUUCAGGUCCACUGCAUACGAGUCCUAUAGCGGUGCAAUGGAUUAUGUUGAUCACCAUUACAAGAACAGGUCCAGCUUGGAUAUUUAGAGAUGGCUGACUCUAAAUAUCAAACCCAGGUCUCUGGAUAACUCCUGGGGCCUUUUGGCUUUCCAAAACGGUUCCCAAAUCCUGUGGAAGGUGAAGAUGGUGUCACAAAAAAAAUUGUAUGUAACAUUGUAUAAUAUCUUUAUUGUAUAAUAUCAUAUCCUACCAAAUUUGAACACUGAAGAUGAAGCGCCAUGUGCUGGAGGUUGUGUUCCAGGUUGGCUGGGAGCCGGUGAAGGGUCAGUUUUAGCUGAGAAUAUAGUUUUAAAACGUGUUAAUCCUACUUUUCCUAUAAACAUCAGUUCAUUUAUUGAGCUAACAGUUAAAUAAACACUUACGUUUUUGUUUGUGUCUAAAAAACUUCAGACUCUGGGACAAAGGAGACAAAAACAUAGAUUUAAUUUGCUACAUCUAAAAAUGUUCUUUUUAACUAGCUGCGUGCAGCUCUUGUGUUACCCUUGAUCGAGACAGGUCCUUCUCGUUGCUUUUGUCUGAUUUGUUUCCUGAUGUCUCAGUCUUCAGAGAGGGCCUGCGGUUCACAUCAUGCUGCCCCACUUGCGCUAAAGAACACAGAAACAGAAAGGGAAUAAAAUGAUUUGCUGCAUUUUGAAACUGCCCGGAUGGUGACCCCC